AUGAGCGGUCCUGGGGAAAACAGAUGGCGCGGCGGGCCCAGUCGCCAAUCAUCGCAGCGCCAAUCCAACAAUGGCAACCGAGGAGGUGGACAAGGAGGUCCUCGCAAUGACAAUUCAUCCUCUGGCGCCUCGGGUCCAUCACAAGAGCAGCACGUUCCUGUCCGGGGCUUCAAUGCUUCAGAGGCCAGGAACCUUCUGAAGAGAGGAUCUGGAGAACCGAAAGCAACCCCGUACAAGCCGGCCGGAAAGGACAACAACCAACGAUCGGGUGGCCCUUGGGGCUCGAAGUUGAACACGAUGGCAAACGGAAAGGACUUCUUCCUCGAGCUUCGGAAACAGGUCGCUUCAUUGCAACGAACAGGCCCACCCGUCGGCGGCUGAUCAUGCCAACCAUACCUUUGAUGUAUUACUUUGUUUCAAAUACUCUAUUGCACAGUGUGCCGGUGGAUUUGGUUCAUUUGCACGGAUUAGAACGGCGCGUCAUCGAUACCCUACUGCGGAGGUUUCAUGUGAUGGGAGGACUCGGAUGGGAAGCUGGGGGCCAUCUGGCUGUUACAUUUCAUCGGCGUCUUUGUUUAUUUGACCGGGCCUGUCUCUACUUCAUGUC
Messenger RNA from Penicillium cinerascens, 607 nucleotides. RefSeq lists its product as uncharacterized. Lineage: Eukaryota; Fungi; Ascomycota; Eurotiomycetes; Eurotiales; Aspergillaceae. The record is from RefSeq and is a predicted model, not a curated record. The transcript has 5 exons. Bases 1 to 381 code for a protein of 126 amino acids.